Molecule: messenger RNA, 2700 nt
Organism: Colletotrichum chrysophilum
Lineage: Eukaryota; Fungi; Ascomycota; Sordariomycetes; Glomerellales; Glomerellaceae
Exons: 2
Coding region: 1-2700 (899 amino acids)
Source: RefSeq, a predicted model, not a curated record
AUGUCUCGGUUCUCAGGCUUGGGCCCGGCUCUGACGCUGGCUCUUGCAGCACUUGUCAACGGCCAAGACAACCUCGGUAUCGCGAAUGGCUUCAUUGAUUACAAGACGGGCCAGGUCAGCGGCCAGUUCGUUCGCGACUCCCAGACUCUCGCUUCGCUCAAGGUCGCUUCCGGCCACGACUUUCUUCCCUCGGAUUUCCUCUCCAACCUUACGCACACCGAAGGCGCCCACUACCUCGGAGACGUCACCUUUCGCUACAAGGUCGCCGGCGCCGGUAACUGGACCAGCGUCGACUCUGCCCAGGCCAGAAAACCUGUGAAGGCUCUGGAAGGCCUCGCAUCCGGUGUCCUUGCCGGCGCGGACUUGGGACCUACACUGCCCAGCGGCAUUCCUCUCGCCAUCACGAGAGAGUGGCUGACCGAAAGCGACAGCCUGGCUCUGCGCAUCAACCUGACCAACACGGGCAACGGCACCGUCGAGCUCGGAUCCCUUGGCCUUCCCGUCUCCAUCAACAAUGUCUUCAGCACGCGCGAGGCGGAGAACCUCCAGGACAAGUGCUCGCUCGCGGAUCCGUACAUUGGCCUUGACGCCGGCUACGUUCGUGUGUCUCCCGUCAAGGGAACCGGCAACGCGCUCGUCGUCGCGCCUCUCGGCUCGAGCCCUUUCGAAGCAUGGAGACUUCUCAGCGAGCCGCAGGGUGACUACUACUACCAGAGCCAGACGUACGAGGGCAACUAUGAGUGGAUGAUUCACUCCAAGGCCUGGGCGGAGACGGAGUGGAAGGGUGGUGCCCCGUGGAACACCCCCACGUCCAAGACUUUGGAGGCUGGCGAGACCUAUUCCGUCGGUCUCAAGUUCUCCGCCGCCGAGAGCAUCCAGACCAUCGAAGAUGCCGUCGAGAAGUCGGGCAUCCCUCUUGCCGUGGGCAUCCCGGGAUACGUCAUGCCCGCAGACCUCACUGCUCGCCUGUACCUCACACACUCCUCCCCCGUCAAGUCCAUCGACGACUCUGGCGUGUUCACUGUGAAGCAGGACACGGCCGCCAAGGGCUCGCCCUACCUCAUCACCCCUGUUGAAGGCAAAUGGGGAAGAAGCAAGAUCACCAUCACCUACGAAGACGGCAAGACCCAAGUCGUCCACUAUUUUAUCACCAAGGCCGCCACGCAGACGGUCUCCGACCUGGGCCACUUCCUCACCACUUCCGCCCACUUCAACGACACCUCCGACCCCUUCGGCCGCGCGCCGUCCAUCAUGGGCUACGACCGCGAGGUCAACGCCAUCGUCGAGCAGGACUACCGCGUCUGGAUUGCGGGACUGAGCGACGAGGGCGGCACGGGUGCGUACGUCGCCGCGGCCACGAAGCUGUUCGUGCAGCCCGUGGCCAGCGAGGUCGAGGUCCUCGACGAGUUCAUCCACGAGACCGUUCUCGGCACGAUCCAGCCUCCCGACUCGUUUGCCGUGAGGGCGAGCACCUUCUUCUACCAACCUGACGCAGUCAACUACACGUACAACGCAGACCUCGACUGGACCACCUGGGCCGCGUGGAACAAGGAGAGGUCGUACACCACCGUCCGCGCUUACAACUACGUCCACCCCGUCAUCGCCUACUGGUCCAUGUACCGUGUGGCCAGAGACUACCCCGAGAUCAAGACCCGGGAGGAGUGGAGCUGGUACAUCAACCAAGCGUUCAACACCGUGCAGUACUGCCUCAAGGACGGCGCCAAGGACUGCGACUACGGUCUGACUGGAUUGAUGGGCGAGACGGUCUUUGCCGAGCUUCUCGAGGAUCUGAAGCGCGAGAACAUGACGCAGGAGGCGUCCACACUCGAGGCCUCGAUGAAGUACCGCGCCGAUUUCUGGGAGACCCUUGCCGUGCCGUUCGGAAGCGAGAUGGCCUGGGACAGUACCGGGCAAGAGGGCGUCUACUACUGGACCAACUACUUCGGCCUGAACACCACCGCGACCAAGGCCAUCAACAGCAUCACGGCGUACAUGCCCACCGUCGCCCACUGGGGCUGGAACGGCAACGCCCGCCGGUACUGGGACUUCAACUACGGCGCCAAGCACGCCGGCACGGAGCGCCAGCUCCACCACUACGGCUCCGGCCUCAACUCUCUGCCCAUGCUGCACUACUACGAGCGCAACCCGUCCGACUUCAACGCCAUCCGCGUCGCGUUCGCAGGCAACACCGCGCCCCUGAGCAACAUCGACGAGGAGGGCUGCCCGUCCGCUGCGUUCCACUCGUUCCCCGAGCACCUUGAGUGGGACCCCUACACCGGCGACUACGGUCUCGGGUUCCUUGGCCUCGGCCUCGGCCAGACGCUGUACAUUGUCAAUACCGAGAAGUAUGGCGAGGUCGUGUUUGGAGGCAAUGUGGUAGAGUCAACCGCCACUUCUGUCGUCGCCGAGCCGAGGGAUGCGGUUCGCCGGCGGGUAUUUGUUGCGGAUCUGGGAUUGAAGAUCUCGUUGAGCGCUGGAGCUAUUGGCACCGUCACGUAUGAUCGAGAGGGCCAGACCGUCAAGCUAAGCGUCAGCCAGGCUGCGUCUGAUACGGCUCUCAAGGCCUCUUCGGCCAUCGUGUGGCUUUCUCAGACCACCGGAGGAGCGGCAUUUGCGGUGACAGGGGCUACCCAGGCGAGAGGUGGAUAUAAGGUUGACUUGUCGAGCGGAAAGGCCGAAGUCACGAUUGCGAAGGCGUAG